Messenger RNA from Staurois parvus, 541 nucleotides. Lineage: Eukaryota; Metazoa; Chordata; Amphibia; Anura; Ranidae. The record is from the annotation of a GenBank genome assembly.
GACAUGUACACUGAUCAUCAGGGCACUGAUAAUCAGUGUGCCCUGAUGAUCUGUGUAGCCCCAGCAGUGCCACCUGUCAGUUUCCAUCAGUGCCUUGUGUCAGUGCUCAUCCAUGCCACCUGCCAGUGCCCAUCAGUGCCACAUCAAUGCCACAUUUCAGUGCCUACCAGUGCACAUCAAUGCCACAUAUCAGUGCUGUCACCCAUCAGUGCCAGUCAGUGCCACCUAUCAAUGCCAGUCAGUGCCACCUAUCAGUGCUGCCAAUCAGUGCCGCCUAUCAGUGCCAGUCAGUGCCGCCUAUCAGUGUUAGUCAGUGCCGCCUAUCAGUGUGCAUCAGUGCCACCUAACAGUGCCAGUCAGUGCCACCUAACAGUGCCAGUCAGUGCCACCUAUCAGUACUGCCUAUCAGUGCCGUAUAUGAGUGCUGCCUUUCAGUGCCCAUCAGUGAUGCCUGUCAAUGCCCAUCAGUGCCACCUACCAGUGCCUCCUCAUUAGUGCCCAUCAGUGCCACCUAUCAGUGUCCAUCAGUGCAGCCUAUCAG